Messenger RNA from Serendipita indica DSM 11827, 846 nucleotides. The record is from the annotation of a GenBank genome assembly. Lineage: Eukaryota; Fungi; Basidiomycota; Agaricomycetes; Sebacinales; Serendipitaceae.
AUGAACGGGGUGCAAUUUCCGGUCUUGGAGCUGCUCACUAUUUUCGAGCCGGACACCAUACGCCAUCAGUCAUUGGAAUUUAACAGGCACCGCGCUCCCAAUCUUAAAUCACUACAUCUACACGCCAUACGUAGCGAUCAACGAAGUUGGUCAAACCUUCCCCCACUCCAGUUCAUCCACAUCCAUAUCACUACAUUCACAAUCAGGAACAUUUGGCAUCGUAUCUUGAGCGAAUGUCGCAAUAGUCUUCAGAGUGUUGUCCUCACCUCUAGCGUUGGCCUUGAACCCCCAUCUGGACCUCCUAUACGCAUGUCCAAACUUUUAGAUAUACAAAUCCUAGCACCUGAUCAACAUACUCGCGCAAGCGUCGUGGUCGUCCAAAGCUAUCUGCAAAUGCCGGGCCUUUGCAAGCUCUUCGAUCAAUUUGCCAAUUGCGUUGUUGAUCCACCGCAAUGGGACUGUCCGACCCUUGAAGAAUACAUAUUGUGGUACCCCUCUUACGCUCCAGAUAUUUCGCAGUACACUCGCCUGAAACGUGUCGUCGUCGUUUUCUGGGCAGAAGCUCUCGAGAUGGUCCUCAUGCCAUGUCUGAUGCAACUUAUGGCAUUUGGUGACGAUGUACUACCAAGCCUGACAGAACUCCGAUAUGCCAUAGAGUAUAGGAGGACAUGGGAGCCAGAUCCAAACGAAUGGAGGAAUACGAUGGUCAGCGCUAGAAGAAUGAUCACGCAGAUUCGGAAGAGACGCCCACAAUUGAGAAUUUCUACCUGCCGACCGGUCGAUAUACUCGACCUUCCACACGGGCUUUUGCAGUGCUUCGAAGGACACCCUUGUUGUGGACUGUAA